AUGGUUACUACAGCCGAUGCGGCUGAUGUUACUAGGGAAGCUCCUGUCGAGCCUACUACUGUUGCACAAACGACCAGCACAGUAGCUCCCUCGGAAGUAACUACAUCUCCGGGUGUUACUGGAGAGGCCGCAUCCACCACAUUUGCUGCUACUACAACAGACUACGUCUCCACCGAAGCCGCGACUACGGCUGACUUCCCAGUAGCUACUGCCGCUACCACCGUUGAUGCCACCACCGAAGCCCCAGCUACAACGACUGAGGCGACCGAUGCUCAGACUACUCCUAGCCCAGGUGUAUGA
Messenger RNA from Perkinsus marinus ATCC 50983, 300 nucleotides. RefSeq lists its product as hypothetical. Lineage: Eukaryota; Perkinsozoa; Perkinsida; Perkinsidae. The transcript has a single exon. The record is from RefSeq and is a predicted model, not a curated record. The coding region runs from base 1 to 300 and encodes 99 amino acids.